Colletotrichum chrysophilum is the source of this 1341-nucleotide messenger RNA. RefSeq lists its product as uncharacterized. The coding region runs from base 1 to 1341 and encodes 446 amino acids. The record is from RefSeq and is a predicted model, not a curated record. NCBI's taxonomy places the organism in Eukaryota, Fungi, Ascomycota, Sordariomycetes, Glomerellales, Glomerellaceae. The transcript has 2 exons.
AUGGAUAGCGACGAUGAAGAGCAUAACGACUACGGUUAUCCCGGUGAUGGACCCUGGGAAGAUAAUGACCCCUGGGACAAUGAUGACCCCUGGGAUGAUGACGAUCACCUCGGGGCUCAUGAUCCCCAAGCAAUGUUGAGCGCUCUUCUCGCUAUGGCCGGCGCAUCGGCCGGAAAUUUCGGAAGUGGCAGCGAUGACGGUCAAUACGAUCCUAGAGAGAAGUUCGCUCGGGAAAUGGAAAGGCGUAUCGAUCUCAGGCGCCAGACAUGGACCUGGUUCGACAUUGACUGGUCAAAAGAUCGCGGUUAUUAUGACCCGGUUGAUGACUGGGAUUGUGGGGAUAUGAUGAGCAACACACCUCCUGAAUGCAACAUUGACCCUCGCCCUGUUCUUCACGAUCGGAGAUGGACAGACAUCCAGAUCUGUGAUCGCGGCAAAGAGCUAUGCACCGGAGAACCUCAGCCGGACGACCUUGCGAGUUGGAGUCUCGGUGCCAUUUACCAGCGAAUGACCGACAUAGACGAGCUAAUGCUUCAUAUCAAAGACGUCUGGCCUGUCAAGAUGUUCGAAAUCAACUCCGUGCGGGCCUCUGCCACAGUCGCCCUCAAAGAUGCCCCUCCCAGCCAUCAUGUGGACCUUGCCAAAAGGCUUCUUCUCGAACACAACAUGUUGCGCAAAAUCACUCUUGAGCGUUCGCGGUCAUCUAUUAGACCGCUUACCCUGCUCGAUGUUCCGCCAGAAGUUCUCGGCUUCGUGGCGGAGCACCUCGACGGCAAUGACAACGAAGACCCCAAACAGGUCGAGAAACCAUACAUGGCACGCGGCUAUCGCGACAUCCAAAGCCUUCGCCUCACCUGUCAGACCCUCAACAUCGUAUCUUCGCCUGCUCUCCUGCACUGUGUGACAGUUCAGAUGACGAAGAGUUCUUUUGAUCGAUUCAAAUACAUCGCUGAGCGCCCACACUUGCGCAACGGCAUUGAACGAGUCCGCAUUUCGCUUGGCUAUUUCUGCGCCAAUGUAGCAGCAUCUGCAUGGAAUUUCGCGGCUUACGCGGUGUGGAUGCUCGAGUUUGCGCUUUAUCGGAAAGACGAGAGGGGGCAGACCAUCCUACACAGCAUUAUGGCCUACAACGAGGAUGCGAAACCGCGACACCAGCAGCUUCAGGAUCUCUUGACCUCUUGGAAAGACCUCCGUGAUACCCCGAGAGAUGGCGCUGAUGGAGAACAGAGAUGGCUGGCUCUUUUCCGUCAACAACAUGCACUCGUGGAGAUAUUAUCUAUGGAGGUCGCAAUCGAUCAGUACCGUGUGCGGGGAUUUGGAAAUGGCGUUGGUCCGCGAUGA